AUGGAAGGCGUCAACCCGCGGUUCAUGGAGCGCGCGUACGGGGAAUUCGUGAACAUGUCGCCUCGAACAUGGAAGCGGAAGCUGGAGACCAUAGGGCUCGGGCGAUACUUCUCAUUGUUCUACAGGGAUGCCAAGUCUGUGGUCGACUCCUUCGAUGACGGCAGCAUCGAACUGCCGUUGCCGAUCCAUGAGCUGAUGCCGUGGAAAGCCAUGGCGGCAGAGCGACAGCAUGAAGACAUCAACGCGCGGGAACCUCUGGUGCAGACAGACUUGGCGUCCUUUAUAGACAGCUUGCAGACCAUGUUCGACGCGACCAGGAGAAGGGAGGGCGGAGAGGUUAGAGAGAUCAAUGCAGCAACUUUCGUGGACAUGGUGAUGAAGUCUACCUCUGUUGGGACCAGCCAUGUGUUGGACGAUCACACCGGCGAUGAUCAGCUGCUAAUGAUGGAUCGCUUGCAAGUGUCGGCGGCAGAACGGAGACGAGACUCAACAUACUUCGAGAGCAAUCACAUGAAAAUAGACAAAAACGCCUUUCGAAGUUUCGGGGUUUACAAUGGAGAAGUUCUGUGCGGCAGACUUGAGGAACGUCCCGGAGCAGUGGAGAUAGUCGAUGAGCACGACAAAGUGGAUAGUUUGAAACCUGUGAAGCGUCUCGAGACAAGAUAUGUCACUGGGAGAAUCCAUGACAUCUACAGUCGGAAUACUAUCAUCAGCAUCAUAACGAGCAGCAAGGGCUUCAACCAUCUGUUAGACAAUCUGAUCCGUUCGGGGUUUGAUCUCAACUUCAACAUCGCCAAAGGCAGCAGAGUCUCUCGAUGCUGGCGAAUCACCUCUGAAGAUACGCCAAUAGGAGCGAUCUGGGAUAGUCCUGGGACUUACAGCUGUCUGAAGUGCUGGGAUGCGUUUCGAAACAGCAGAAACAGCUCAGACAUGCGAAGGUACUUGAUGGAGCUCGGGUUCUUAACAUCCCCUGUGUAUUACAAGGCAAACUCUUGCGACCUCGACUCCACCAAGGGAAAGUUGGACAAGAUCAAAAUGAGAUGA
Guillardia theta CCMP2712 is the source of this 1044-nucleotide messenger RNA. RefSeq lists its product as hypothetical. Bases 1 to 1044 code for a protein of 347 amino acids. NCBI's taxonomy places the organism in Eukaryota, Cryptophyceae, Pyrenomonadales, Geminigeraceae. The transcript is spliced from 9 exons. The record is from RefSeq and is a predicted model, not a curated record.